AUGCCGAGCACCCAUUUUUCCCCUCUUCCACCUUUUGCCGACCCCGGAUUCUCCUCCACUAUGCGAUGGGACUUCAAUCCCUUUUAUACGCUAGUCAUUGUGGUCAUUGCGUGUGGCGGGAUUCCCAAGGGCUAUGAUGAGGGUGGCUAUAGUGGCAGCGUCACUCUGCCUUCCUUUAGGGCCGAUUUCAAUCUCAUCCCAUCCGACUGGGCCGAAGACGCCGCCGGGCUAGCCAACCGGAUCGCGAAUAUCACAUCCUUUAACGUGCUGGGCGCUGCGCUUGGGGCUCUGGUGGUCUUCUAUCUGAAUGACAGACUAGGACGUCUGGUGGCGUGGCGCUUAGCAUGCAUUGUGUGGGCUUCCGGCACAUUGGUACAGAUCUUCUCGUCGGGUAUCUAUGGGCUCCUCUUAUUUAGCCGCAUAUGGAGCGGGUUGGGCGCCGGUGGCCUUACAGUGACUUCCCCGUUAUAUCUGAGCGAAAUUGCGCCCACCAAGACACGAGGCCGGGUGGUUGGGCUCUACAUGAUCCUGCUCCUGGCCUCUCUGGCCAUAGGGUUCUUCAUCAACUACGGAGCCAGUACUCACAUGUCAGUCACUCGAACCCAAUACCGCCUUGUUCAGGCUAUUGCUCUCAUCCCUGUCGGUGUCGCAUUCGGUCUAUCCUACAUUUGUCCCGAAAGCCCUCGAUACCUCGCUUCGAAACAGCUUCAUCAGGCCGGAUUGGAGGCUCUGGCGCGCUUGCGUGGGAAGGAUACCAAUGAUCCAAGUAUUGUUGAGGAGUUUGAGACUAUUGAUGCACAGGUGCGCGAGCAGGCCUCGGACCUGGCGUCUGUCUCUCAUUGGGCCAUCUUCAAGGAGACACAAAGGAACCCCAAUUAUCGGCAACGGUUCUGGCUGCUUAUGACGAUGCAGACAAUCGCCCAGUGGACCGGUGGGAAUGGCAUCACGUAUUAUGUCACCAGCAUAUUCAAAUAUGCUGGGCUCACCGGCAGUGCUCAAUCCCUCAUCUCCUCCGGUGCAUACGGGAUCACUAAACUGGUUUUCACCGUGGCAUUCUCAUGGGGGCUCAUCGACCUCAUCGGCCGAAGACGCUGCGCACUCGCUGGACUGAGCCUUCAACUAGCUGCACACGUCUACACGGGCAUAUACAUGGGCCUCCGCCCCGAAUCAGAACGCAACCAAAACGCCUCGAACGCAGCGGUCGCCUCGGUUUUCGUCUACGCCGUGGGCUGGUCAGUUGGUCUUUGCACUAUACCUUACCUCUAUGGUACAGAGAUUUUCCCCACGCGCAUCCGCAAUGUCAGCUAUGCCAUAAGUAUGGCACUGCACUGGUUCUUCCAGUUUGCCGUCGUUCGCGUGACCGGCGACAUGUUUGUGUCGCUUGAUGUGUGGGGAGCCUAUCUCUUCUGGGCACUUAUUUGCUUUCUUGGUAUUAUCAUUCUUAGUAUCUGGAUGCCCGAGACCAAAGGCGUUCCAAUUGAGCGCAUGGGUGACUUGUUCGAGGGGCCUUGGUAUUUACGCUGGCGGGCCAGGCCACGAGAGUGCGUUGUUGCUUCGUCGAGUUCCACAGCUACGGAGACUGUUGCGUCAAAGGACAACAUCCCCAAGUCGCGCGAUUCGGCCUUUUGA
Penicillium canescens is the source of this 1629-nucleotide messenger RNA. RefSeq lists its product as uncharacterized. Gene Ontology annotation, biological process: carbohydrate transport; transmembrane transport. Gene Ontology annotation, cellular component: membrane. Gene Ontology annotation, molecular function: carbohydrate:proton symporter activity. Bases 1 to 1629 code for a protein of 542 amino acids. The transcript is spliced from 4 exons. The record is from RefSeq and is a predicted model, not a curated record. Lineage: Eukaryota; Fungi; Ascomycota; Eurotiomycetes; Eurotiales; Aspergillaceae.